This is a messenger RNA of Tinamus guttatus (white-throated tinamou), 552 nucleotides long. Lineage: Eukaryota; Metazoa; Chordata; Aves; Tinamiformes; Tinamidae. The record is from RefSeq and is a predicted model, not a curated record.
AUGGGAUGCAGGGAGGUCUUACAGCAGUUGCCAAUCGGUUCCUGGCCGCAGCAGGUUUCACAGAGCCUGGAUGCCCGCAAGCGAAAGAAUCGGAGGCUGAAGCAGGCAAAAGAAGAAGCCCAGGCAGAGAUUGAACAGUACCGGCUGCAGAGGGAGAAGGAGUUCAAAGCCAAGGAAGCAGCGGCCCUUGGAUCUCAUGGCAGCUGCACCACUGAAGUUGAGAAGGAGACCCAGGGGAAGAUGAGCGUAAUCCAGCAGAACUUCCAGAAGAACCGUGAGGCAGUGCUCUCCCAGCUGCUAUCUCUCGUGUGUGAAAUCAAACCUGAAAUCCAUGUGAAUUACCGCAUCAAUGGGUAGUUGUGGAAGAAUGGAUGAGCAUCCUGGAAACGCUGGCAGUAACAUCUGAGUUUCAGGUGGAAUGUACAGCCCUUAGCCAUACCUUACCUGUUCUUCUUGUAACGAUGUUAAUUUAUUUCAAUGAGUUGCAGGUCAUCAAUAUCUUGUUGGAGUUCUGUUAGUUUGCCUCUUGACAUAGCUUCAGAACUUAUUCAA